AUGAGUGACUCUUUAAACCCCCCUCUCUCGUACGAGGCCUCUGCCACAACUACUCAUCGCCAUGUUGCAACUACCCUCCCGCCGGAGGUCUCGUCGUGCCUCAAAAACACCCGCUUCGUAUUGACCCAUCUUACCUGUCUGCUAAUACCAACGCUUUUUAUACAGCUCCAUCUAGCAACAUGUGAUGGCCUUACUCCCCACAUUUCUCUCAUGUCCUAUACGUACUUAGCCUCCACGCCUUUCGAUCCGUACCCCACAAUCAUCAUGACGACCAAUUCAUCUUCGCGAAAGACCACCCACUUGCAAACCAACCCACGAGUCUCACUUUUAGUACAUGACUGGGUGUCACACCGUCCGCCUACCCGAGCGCCGAAUCCUGAGGCUACUCGCGACGGCUCGCCACCACCCGCGGCAACCCGGUCAUCUCUGGCUAGUCUACUUCUGAAUUUAAAUACGAGUGCUUUAUCCAGCAUCUCUACCACAAUCACGGGGGAGGCGCGAUUUUUGGAUUCUGGUUCCGAAGAAGAGACGUGGUGUAAAGAGAGGCACUUGGAAAACAAUACGUUCGAGGAAGAAAUGAGCACGUUUGGCCAAGCACAACAGCCUGGACAGCGUCGACCCAGUAUUUCUAUCGACGAUGAUGUCCGGGUUGUCACCGUCCGAGUACGUGAAGGCAGGCUUGCUGACUGGAAGGGAGGUGUGAGGGACUGGCUUGUUGUUCCGGAGGGAGGAGAAACCAUGCGGCUCGCCCACCUCCACUUCCCCGGCAUAACCUCCUUCACCCGCGUCGCAAACCUCCAACAGUCCCUCACAACCCGUCUCCUCACACACAAGAAGCUUGUCCAGUCCCCCAACGCCUCAACACCACUACCACCUGACCCAACGAUAAUAACUUUCACCCCGAACCCAGUUUACACAACUGGCCGCCGCGACCUCCCGCCAUCAAACACCUCGCCUUCCGCCUCAAAAACUCUUUCCCUACCUCCCGAUCUUGAGCCGAUACGCUCUCUUUUCUCCAAAAAAUCACAGCAUAAUAAUGACUCCCCGAUAGCAGAAUAUCAUCCAACCCUGCGGGGUGGGCAGACAACGUACCAUGGGCCUGGGCAAAUGGUUGCAUACACCAUUCUCGAUCUACGGCGACUAGGUCUAACGCCGCGGUGCCAUAUUCGGCUAUUGGAGAAUAGCGUUCUUGAUGUACUAGCGGGGUAUGGCAUUGAGGGGGCUAUAACUGAAGACCCAGGGGUUUGGGUGCCCUCCCGGUCAGGCAGUGAGCAGCUACCCAGAAAGAUCACAGCAGUUGGUGUUCAUUUGAGGAGGAAUAUCAGCAGCUACGGGCUAGGAUUUAAUGUCACGGAGGAGCCGAUGUGGUAUUUCCAGCAGAUAGUGGCGUGCGGGCUUGAAGGGAGGGAAGCGACAAGCUUGCAGGGGCAAGGAGUGAAUGGUGUCUCUGUUGAGGAGGUAGCCGGGAAGUUUGUUGAUGCGUUUGUGCGGAGGGUAAAUAGUGACUUUGCUUGCGGGGGGAGCGCUUCAGGGGAAAAUAUUGAUGAGGUUUACAGGGUGGAGGAAACGGACCUAGUAGAUUAA
Molecule: messenger RNA, 1584 nt
Organism: Aspergillus versicolor CBS 583.65
Lineage: Eukaryota; Fungi; Ascomycota; Eurotiomycetes; Eurotiales; Aspergillaceae
Exons: 3
Coding region: 1-1584 (527 amino acids)
Biological process (GO): protein lipoylation
Cellular component (GO): nucleus; cytoplasm
Molecular function (GO): lipoyl(octanoyl) transferase activity
Source: RefSeq, a predicted model, not a curated record